UGAGGCCUUUUUUUUUUUUUUUUUUGCCAAAAAUAUCACAAUUUGGCGGCCCAUCGCUCCCAAAGCCCUGUGUCGAUUGACCUCAAAUGAGAGAUUCAGUGCUGCUGUGCCAUCAUUAUCAACAAGUACACCAAGUUGCAUUCAAAUGCAAAUCUGCUUGGUUCACCUCACUGGCAGGUUUUUGGCACGGAACGGCCCCUGUGACAUUAUGUGACUGGUAAUGCGAGGCAUUUUAUGGCUCAUGUGAUGUCACAUGACAUGUGGGGGUGCGGAUGGGUGCCGGCGGCCGUGAUGGCCAGGACCGGCCCAGAAAUACACCGGCCGUUUGGGAAAAUAUUUUCCCUUGAAUUCCCGAUGGUCGCCCCGCCCCCGGUCAGGUGUCACGCGACGCUCGGCACGCAACGUGUUAAGUUGCAGAGUGGCGGCGAGCGUUUGACGAGCUGUCGGGCUAAUUUUAGCCCCGCCGCUUGAAGUUCUCUUAUUUUUGGAUCGGCGAGUCUGACGCGUGUUGGUCUUGGUGUUGGUGCGCUCACGUCAACUUUUGUUUCCAGCAUGACGGAGCAGGUCUACAGCGGUGCCGUGCCAUCCUCAUAUCCGGAGCCCUGGUCUUCACCCCUCCUCAGCCUGGAGCAGGGCGCCGCCUUGGUCUUGGUCCUCGGGCUCUUGUUGUUCCUGGCUGUGCUGAUGGUGCGCUGCUUCCGGAUCCUUCUGGACCCGUAUCGCAGCAUGCCGGCCUCCAACUGGACCGACUACACCGACAAGGACGCCUUCGACUACCGCAUUAUCUCCUGACAGGCGGCGUGAGAGGAGGCGGCGAAAGAGAGCUGGCUGUCGCCUGCGCCUAGCGUCGACUGGCCUGCUCGCCACGACUCCCUGACCUCUGACCUCUGGACCGAAAAACUCCGGACAAGCGAAAUGGUGGACAACAGUCCAAACCUGCACCGUUGAGUGGGAGAUGGUUGUCGGCGUUUGUCGUCAAUUUCCAAACGGGGCUCGGGAGCGAGUUUGAAGAAAAAGGGGCUUUUGAAAAGCAUGACCUUCUGCCCUUGGGCUCUCCGGCCACCUAUGAACCCGGGGCCAAUCACGCCGCUUUACGCACAGCACGCACGUCACCUUUGGUGUUUGAUCUGACUCAUUCCAGUUUUGUCGGUGUUUCUGUUUGCUCGACCGACAAAGGCUUCUGAUUGGUCGGCAGGACUCCGCCGCCGCAUGACAUGCUGCAUG
Messenger RNA from Hippocampus comes (tiger tail seahorse), 1224 nucleotides. RefSeq names its product cortexin-3-like. Bases 553 to 792 code for a protein of 79 amino acids. The record is from RefSeq and is a predicted model, not a curated record. The transcript has a single exon. NCBI's taxonomy places the organism in Eukaryota, Metazoa, Chordata, Actinopteri, Syngnathiformes, Syngnathidae.